AUGGAUUUUAGAACUAUGGUCUCUAACGAUGUAUAUUUGCUUCCACUGAAGGAUGAUGGAAGCCCGGAUAUCUCUGGUGGUUACAUUUUUCUCAGCCCGAAAAGUAACGCCCCAAUUAUCGUACGCUUUGCUAUCGAAGGAACAUCAUCUAUAUGCAGACAUGGCAGCUUAUGGGUCAACAUUCCCGAAGAAGGUCAGGAGUUUCAAAGGAAUAAAUAUCGGGAAUUCAAGCUUGAGCCGGAUUUUAAUCGAACUAUUCAGAUCUCAAUCCCAAUAUAUGAAUCAGGAGCAUUUGCAUUUUACACUACUUACACCCCUCUACAUAAACUCUCAGAGACUGCACAAAAACCACUUGAGCCGGCGAGGACUGAGACGUACUAUAUUGACGUUGCUCCCCGGCUUGUCUUAGACGGAGAGUAUUUACCUAUGCCAGCUCUUUGCAUUUUCUCUACUAUCUCAAAGUUCAUGGGAAAAUAUCCGUAUGACUGGGAGAAACAUCUAGUCAGUAUCAGCGAAAGAGGCUAUAAUAUGAUUCAUUUUACACCACUCCAACGUCGAGGUGCUUCGAAUUCUCCCUACAGUAUAUUUAAUCAGCUUGAAUGGGACCCUACUAUGUUUCCAAAUGGUGAAGCUGACGUGAAAGAUCUUAUAAAUAGCAUGCAAAGCAAAUACGGUCUUUUAGGCUUGACAGAUGUCGUUUGGAACCACACAGCGCACAACAGCGAAUGGGUUCAAGAGCAUCCUGAAGUUGGCUAUAACCUUUCAACUGCUCCGUGGCUUCGGGCUGCAUUAGAAUUAGAUGAUAAACUAUUAGACUUCAGCUCAAAGCUCUCAUCUUACAAUCUGCCGACAACACUGACGUUGAUCGAAGAUUUGACUAAAAUUAUGGAAGCCUUGAAGGAGAGAGUCAUAGAUGAUCUUAAACUUUGGGAAUACUACGUAAUCGAUGUCCAGCGUGAUGCAUCCGCUGCUAUCGAUUCUUGGAAAGAUGGCCAGGCUUUGUCUGGGAAUGCAUGUGAUAGCAGUAUUUGUGCUACUCAGCUAGAAGAAAUUGCUGCUGCUACUAUAACAAAGCAAGCGAGCUUCUUAGCUGAAGAGGCGUUAUUCAACAAGGAUACCCUUGGUAAACGCUUUGUAAGGCGUAUCGAUCCUGGAGUAGCAGCCGCGCUGAUUAGAGAAAUAUUUGGUGAAUUCGAAGCUGACAAUUCUGAUACAGCUGAUCAAGAAGCUGCAAGAUCUCUAAUUAUAGAUAUUUUAAAUGCGAUAAAUCUUCCACUAUACAAAGAAUACGAUCGAGAUGUUGAAGAAAUACUUACCCAGCUUCAUAACCGAAUCAAGUAUGUACGCCUGGAUGACCAUGGACCUAAACUCGGUGUUAUUGACGCUGAGAAUCCUCUUAUUGAAACUUAUUUUACGAGACUCCCCAAAAACUCAGUGACGUCCAAACAUAGUCAAGAAGAUCUUGCACUGGUUAACAAUGGCUGGGUUUGGGCAGCCAAUGCUCUAGUCGAUAAUGCGGGGCCUAAGUCUCGUGCCUAUCUUCGUCGCGAGGUUAUUGUCUGGGGUGAUUGCAUUAAGCUUCGUUAUGGAGAUGGACCUCAAGACUGUCCAUAUCUAUGGGACCACAUGAGUAAAUAUACUCGGAUAAUGGCUAAAUAUUUUACUGGAUUUCGGAUUGAUAACUGUCACUCGACUCCAAUUCAUGUCGCAGAGUUUUUUCUGGAUGAGGCUAGAAGAGUUAGACCGGACCUUUUUGUUGUUGCUGAACUUUUUACUGGCUCUGAAGAAAUGGAUUAUGUCUUCGUCAAACGUCUCGGCAUUAGUUCUUUAAUCCGAGAAGCAAUGCAAGCCUGGAGUACUGGAGAAUUAAGUCGACUCGUUCAUCGCCACGGUGGUAGGCCUAUUGGUAGUUUUGAAGUUGAUGAAAUAUCCGAGGAUAUCAAAAAUGUGCUUCCCGAAAAUGGAGCCGACAAUAGCAAUCCACAACGUGAGAUUAUCCGUCGAAUACGCCGAACACCAGUUCAUGCCCUAUUUAUGGAUUGCACUCAUGAUAAUGAAGUUCCUGCCCAAAAACGUGAUGCUCGAGAUACACUACCAAAUGCCGCGUUAGUCAACAUGUGCUCGAGCGCUACAGGUAGCGUAAUGGGAUACGACGAAGUUUAUCCAAAAUUAGUUGAUCUAGUAAACGAGACUAGAUUGUACUCUCCUCCUUCAGGAGACAUUGCCAGUCAAUCAGGUAUCGGUAAUACCAAGAAGCUGCUAAAUCAAAUCCAUAACCUCAUGGGCAAAGAUGGUUACGAUGAGACACACAUCCAUCAUGAAGAUCAGUAUAUUACUGUACAUCGAGUGCAUCCAAAGUCACGAAAGGGAUAUUUUCUAAUUGCACACACUGCAUUCCCUGGUUACGGAAAUGGAAAUGGUGGAUUUAACCCAGUUCAUCUUACUGGAACUAAAGCUCGACAUUUAGGAAGCUGGAUGCUCAAAGUCGACACCAGUGAAGAAGCUAAAAAAGCUGUACUUAAUGACAAAGAGUUAUUGCGAGGCUUGCCCAGCAAGGUUGUUGACGUAAUAGGCAUAAGAAUGGAAACAAAGUCUGAUGAAACUAUUAUAACUGUUCGCGACAAAUUUCCGCCUGGCAGUAUAGCUCUUUUUGAGACAUGGAUCCCUGAAGCAGACCAUGCGGCCGGUCUAGAUAAUUAUGUAACUUCUGGUGGAAAAGCUGCCUUUUCAGAAGUUGACUUGAUAGACCUUAAUUUUGUGCUGUACCGUUGUGAGGCUGAGGAAUUGGAUUCUAGCGAUGGAAAGGACGGUGUAUAUGAUAUUCCUGGAUACGGUAAACUUGUCUACGCUGGUCUUCAAGGAUGGUGGAGUCUCUUGAAAAACAUCAUAAGGGAAAACGAUUUAGCACAUCCACUAUGUCAACAUCUUCGUGAUGGAAAGUGGGCUUUGGAUUACAUCCAUGAUCGUCUAGAAAAAGCUGCAAAUACAGCUGAGUUUUCUCGCCUUACAAAGCCAUCGAAAUGGCUCAGUGAAAGAUUUGAUGCAAUUCGAAGACUUCCGAGUUUUCUCCUUCCAAGAUAUUUCGGAUUAGUUAUACAAACUGCGUAUCAUGCAGCCUGGGAUCGUGGUCUUGAGCUCAUGAGUCAGGAUGUUCGCAAUGGCCAGUGGUUCUUACAAAGUCUAUCUAUGGUUAGUCUUCAACAAACUGGAUUUGUCCGAUCAGGAUCCAUUCAUCCUAAAAAACUAGUCCCAUCUCUUGCAGCAGGUUUGCCUCAUUUUGCAGUUGAGUGGGCUCGCUGCUGGGGUCGAGAUGUCUUCAUAUCUGCCACAGGUUUAUUCAUUGGUACAGGUCGGUUUAAAGAGUGCAAAGAACACAUCAUUGCCUUUGCAAGCGUGUUAAAACAUGGUCUGGUUCCAAAUUUACUUUCCAGUUGUAGAAACCCGCGUUAUAACGCACGGGAUGCCAUAUGGUUCAUGCUUCAAUGCAUCCAAGAAUACACUGUUGCUGUCCCAUCCGGACUUGAAAUUUUAAAGGAAUCUAUUCCUCGAAGAUUCCUUCCGUACGAUGAUACAUACUUUGAUGUUGACGAUCCUCGUGCCUAUUCCCAAACAUCUACACUCGAAGAUAUAAUUCAAGAAGCUCUUCAACGCCAUGCUAGUGGUAUUAAAUUUCGCGAAGCAAACGCAGGUCCCCAGUUGGAUUGCCAAAUGCGCUCAAAUGGAUUCAAUCAAUCUAUAUUUGUCGACUGGAGUAAUGGUCUUAUAUUUGGCGGCAACCAAGAUAAUUGUGGUACUUGGAUGGAUAAGAUGGGUGAAUCUGAAAAGGCGGGCUCUAAAGGAGUUCCUGGAACUCCUCGUGAUGGGGCCGCCGUUGAGAUCAAUGGAUUGCUCUUCUCAAGUCUGACCUGGCUCGCCAAGCUUCACAAACAAGGAAGUUACAAAUACGCAGGGGUAUCCACAAAUUCACCUUCUCAUGAAUUUAUUCAGUUCUGCGACUGGGCAAACCUCAUAAAGACUAAUUUUAAAAGAUGUUACUAUAUUCCUAGGCUCCCAUCUGAAGAUAUUGACUACGAGGUGAACUCACAGAUGGUUAAUCGAAGAGGUAUCUACAAAGAUUUAUACAGAAGCGGAAAAGAAUAUGAGGAUUAUCAACUCCGUCCUAAUUUCCCUAUUGCUAUGACCGUUGCACCAGAUUUAUUUGAGCCAGCUCAGGCACUUCACGCCCUCAAGAUUGUCGAUAAUGUUUUACGUGGUAAGACGGGCUUAGCCACGCUAGAUCCAUCUGAUCUCAAUUACCGUCCUUACUACAACAACGGGGAAGAUUCGGAAGACUUUGCAACAAGCAAAGGAAGAAAUUACCACCAAGGUCCAGAAUGGAUAUGGCCAACCGGCUACUUCUUGAGAGCCCUAUUAAAAUUCGAUCUAAUUAGACGUGAAAAUGACAAUGAAGGUUCAGCAGGCAAGAUAGAAGCAUUUCAACAGAUCACUAGAAGACUAAAAGGCUGCAAAGAAGCAAUGAUAGAAUCUCCUUGGGCUGGAUUGACUGAGCUUACUCAAAAAGAUGGCGCAUACUGUAGGGAUUCGAGCCCAACACAAGCCUGGAGUGCUGGUUGUCUCAUUGAUCUCUAUCGCGAUGCUAGCGCAUAUGAUGUCAGGCAAUUAAGAGAAGAUCAAUAG
Messenger RNA from Blumeria graminis f. sp. triticale, 4677 nucleotides. The record is from the annotation of a GenBank genome assembly. NCBI's taxonomy places the organism in Eukaryota, Fungi, Ascomycota, Leotiomycetes, Helotiales, Erysiphaceae.